Molecule: messenger RNA, 7058 nt
Organism: Paramuricea clavata
Lineage: Eukaryota; Metazoa; Cnidaria; Anthozoa; Malacalcyonacea; Plexauridae
Source: the annotation of a GenBank genome assembly
CUGUGAGAUUUUUAUGCGAGACGUCACGGUAAGCAAGAUUAGGUAUGCAGGCCCCAAACCGGCCCUAAAUCGUAUUCAUCUCGAAUAAUUCUGCAUGUUAACACUUUUUUUAGCGUUCUCUUUGCCGUGGCUUUUCUUACUCGCUUGUCUUUGCCAGUAACUGCGAUGACAAUAUUUCGUGAUCACAACUAUUCUAAAGACGUCAUAUCUAUAAAUAACAGGUAUGUGUAACGUUACAUCCGAGGGGUCACUGGGUAGAAUGUUGGAUUCGAGGAGUGUGUUAGACCCCGUUCGCAUGAGUACCGGGACGAAUUCAAACCGGAAUGAAAAUUGAAAUUAUCAACAUGUUUGCAUGAGAACAGUACGAAAAUCACAAAAUUUUUAAUUUAUUCCCCUUGCCAGGCAAUUUUCUUUUUUAGAUGGCUUUUGGUAGCAUGUGUUGUUCCAAUGUCAAGGUUACAGCCGAGACCGGUCUGAAAUGUAUUUGUGUUUACAUUCAUUCUGGUCUGAAUUCAUGCCGGUCUGAAGUCAGUCGGCUCAGUCCAGCAGGCGGAAUGACUUGAGACCUGUCUGAGUUAUUUUCGUCCCGGUCUCAUGUAAACAUCUUUAACAUAUUUGUAACUUCCUUUUAUAUACUUUUUUUAGAUAAACUUUAUUUUCAUAAUAAAUAAUUACCAUUGUUGUAAAGUAACACGCAAUCCAGUCGUACUCGGCUGCAAUGUGUUUUCUUAUUAAAUCUAUCUAUCCAUCUAUCUAUCUAUCUAUCUAUCUAUCUAUCUAUCUAUCUAUCUAUCUAUCUAUCUAUCUAUCUAUUAUAAAUAGUACUAUGACCGAAACGAAAUGGUCCCGGUUUGACUUCGUUCCAGUCUCAUGUAAACGGGGCCUACUCCAAAAGAUCUCGUACACCUAGAGAAAAAUCUCUAAAAAUUUCAACAAUCCUUAACCAUUACUAAAAGUCCCGAAAAAUCCCAAAUAUUCCCUAAAAAUCCCACUGAUUUUUACACCCCUUGGACUUGCAGUGAUGUCAAGUAAUGAAGUAAAUGUACUUCGUUACUGUACUUGAGUACUAUUUUUGAGAAGUGAGCAUGUAACAAAGUAAACUUUUUCUGCAGUACUUUUACUUGGAACAAAGUCGUUUCAAUAAGUAACGUUUUACUUCGUUAUUUUCAUUUUGUGGCGUAACUUUCUGACUUUUGUUUAAUUUUACGUGAUCUAUCCGGGAUUUAUUUUAAUUUUGGGUAGGUAAUAGGACCUCUACAUGCGUCUAGGAUCUCUCGUUUGUGGCUUACAUUACUUAUAAGCAUUGUUUAUAUUUAAUGGAUUUCUUAUAUCUUCAACGGGGUCUGGAAUGUAGACCAUGGCGCGAAAUAUUUUAUAUUAUAGGUAUAUUAUAGGUGCGCGCAUAUAAUGCGUGUGCUCUUUCGUGUCUUUUGUAUUGGGGAAUCCCUCCGCUCCCAGCACGCUACAGACAAUAGUACAUUUACUUUUUGUUUCAGGUAUUUUUUAAGGAUAGUUUGUAUUUUUUACUUAAGUACGUCUUGUACUUUUUACCCUUACUUAAGUCGUUUUAUUGUUAGUUACUUUUACUCGAGUACAAAUUCAAAAUAAUUUAGGCACCACUGCCUCGGAGUGAUACACCCCUCAGUUCCAUUAUAGACUACCUACUGUAAAACAUCAAAUUUUUCCCAGAAACGUCUACUUGGUGUUCUCGUAUUUCUGGUUUUUCUUGGGACUUCCCAUGGGUUUCUUUUCCGCCAUGUUUCGAAUCUUGAAGACAAUGGCUGUGGGAGCUCUGAUGUUACCAAGAAUUGAUCACAGCUUAAUGCCGGAUGGUUUUCAACGGCUUGAUGGAGGUAACGACCUUUUUUAAGGGAUUAGCUGGAGCAUGGGCCGUGAGCUUUCCAUGGGCCGUGAGCUUGACCGCUGCACCACCGCCCCCCCCCCCACUAAAUUUUUCCACCUCCCCACCAUUUCCACCAAAAUCCGGCCUUGUGAUAUACAAAAGACGGGCUAGACUAAAGCGUAGGUAUCUUAUAUACAUACACUAGAUAGCGCAUCUCUUUUAGUAGUAAAAUUGAAGCCAAGAAUAUUCCAGCGGUUACCCCCAUUUGAAUAGAUGGCGGCCAUGUUGAAUUUUCCCACUCGCUAAUAGACGCUUAAAAAACAGCAAUAACUUUCAUCAUUUGAAUAGUUGGAAAAUGUUAUGGAAUAUAGGUUUAACUUAAUGUUUAAGUUCCCUGUUUAAGAAAUAGAAAACAUACGAGUCUUCUCAUUUCAUGGGAAUAUCCUGAGUCUGCAAUCACGGCUUCAAUUUUUGAAUUGCAGAAUAAUUAGAUGCACUAUCUAGUGUAUAUAAGAUAUCUAUGGACUAAAGACUAUUUCAUGUCAGUGGCCAUGACUUGGUCUAUGCCUUGGGCGUAACACACCAACUGUAAAACUAUAAUUUUACUGUUUUUAAUUAUAGGCUGCUGUCUUUUUGGCUAACGUUAUUAUUUUGUCUUUUUGAAAGGUUUCAAUGCGUACAUCUGUUAUCUUCACGUACAAACAGCUUACAGAAACCCUGUUCUUCGAGUUUUCUGUCAAAUAUUGAGCGAUGAAACACGUAAGUAUUGGCAAUUUAUACAGUAUAGCAAUGUUAAUGGCAAAUCUAUUAGAUUUUCUCACUUUACUAUUAAUAAUUAGGUAUUAUUAAGUAAACUUGUUCAAAUUAACUACGAAUUUCUUCUUUCACAAGUUGUCAAGUGUGGCUAUCGGUACUUCCAGAAAUGGGAAAAAGAGCACGAUAGCAACGAUGGCCGCAAAAGACAUGAAACGCGCAAACGAUAGACUUAUAGGCUAUAGCCGCCAAAGAUUGCCACCCCUAUGGCACUAAUGAACGUUUUUCCUAUGUUCAACUUUAUCUGUCUUUGCAUGCCUGUCAAAAGCAGGCAUUGACAGUACUUUUAAUUCUUACCUUAUUCCAUACUUGUUUCAUAUAUUUUGUUGUAUUUGCUGUAGUUUUCUGCAUAUUUGUAUUAGUAUAUUCUGUAGUGCGAUCUACAUUUUUUGUUUAUACUUUGUUUUGACUAAAUCGGUUUUGUCACGUGAUCGCUUUUAUUUUUGUAUAAAAGCUCAUGUAAUUGUCACUUAUUUACUGAGACCAGACUGAGACCGAGGGAAACAGUGUGUUUUGUGGACCCGAGACCGUUGAUGUUUCCCGAGGCGAAGCCGAGGGAAACAUCGACGGUCGAGGGUCCACAAAACACACUGCUUUCCCGAGGUCUCAGUAAAUAAGUGUUUUAUUAUAGUCCAAGAAACAACAAAUUAAAGAACAAAUGAACGUAAAUACAUGAAAUAUUUUAUUGGUAAAACCAUAUAUUAAACACUGGCUACACUGCAGUUACUUAAAGCGAAAGUUUUAAUUACGUACUAGGCAUGUCCAAAGGUCGCAUCUUCAUGCGAUGGCGCACGUGAUUUUUUUGUUAUUCGCCGGUCGAUAACGUUUUGUUUCCCUCUCGCGUUGUUGCGAGGGAGACAGCCUAAUUUCGUCACUCUCACGUGAUAUGCUCUUAACCAAUAAAACACUAGAAAAAUGCGACUUUGACUAUUGAUAUAUAAUAUUAUAUACACAAGGUCUGGAUAUGAGGUAUUCUGCAAUCUGAUUAGUUCUCUACUAGCAGGAUAUUAGCUCAUAUCCUGCUAGUAGAGAAAAACAAAAUGGCGGCUAAAAUUGAAUUUCUGAUAUUUUGCGAACGAGAAAACGGCAAGUUGUUCGCUUUUUAUAGCCUUUUCAGGAUUAAAAACACAAUGAAAAAACUCCCACAAAUUGUUUACAGGUUAGGAAAUGAAUUUUUAAAAUGGUUAAACUUAAAAUGGUUAAAAAUAUAUAUUUUGGAAAAAAUAAUCGGCCGAAAGAGCGAAGAUAAAAACAUAAACAAAAUAGAAAAAUAUUGAAAAUAUCCGAAAAGCAAAGUCUGUGAAUUCAGACCUUGUGUAUAUAAUAAAACAGUUAUUCCACUCACUCUCGUCGAAUAUCAGCUCAUAUUCGACUCGAGUUCGUAGAAUAACUGUUAAAUAUUCCUGACCCCCGCUACUAACUCCACUCGCUCGAAACGUCGAAAUUCUCCCUAUAUUUUUCAGGUAGUUGCGUCCCUACCAACGAAAGCUUGUUAAUUUUUCUAAAACCUGCGCAUGCGAAGGCGGCGCCAUAUUGUUUUGGUCGUUACACAUUUCGUAUUCGUACUUCCACGGCAUGACGUCAUAACGUUGAAUAUGAUUUUCUUAUAGUCAAGUCUAUGACGUCACGUCGUUGAAUAUUAUGUAAAACUCCCAUAUUUGGUCUGCUAUUGCGUAGACUUCACAGUUGGCUGUUAGACAAUCAGAAACCAUGCAUGAGUCUUUUAAAUAAAUAAUACUUAUUAUUGUAUCGUAGGACACAACAAGGAACGAAAAUGGACAUAUUCAGCUCAAGCUCGUGCCAGAUGGUUCCUUGCCCUUACCUUGGCCCGCAACCCACAACUAGCGUCGAACCGUAAACUUGGUGGUUUUAAAGCAGGAAAAGCACCUCAACCUGAUCAAGGUGGUUGUGUCGAACAUGGCGACGUCAAAAUUGAAGUUGGUCGGUAUGGAUUAAUGCAAGAUAAGUGAAUGAUAUACAGUAGUGCAGUAAAAACCCACAUAAAAGAACCACCAGUUUUAUAUCAGGUUGAAGUUCUUAUAUAAUAGUAGCCUGCGCGCAUUCUCAUGACAUCGAUCAAACGAUGUAAGAGGCUGCGCAACAAUGAAGCAAAGCUUGCCCCAAACUUUUCUAGGUUUUCCGGGAAAAAAAUUUUUGCGAGAAAAUUAAUACGUUGAUUAUGCGGAAACGUUCAUAUGCAUGUCAAUGUCAACAUGGCGCUUCACAGUCAGGAAUGUGGGUUCGACCUCAGUGGGUUCGACGAAGGUUCGACCCUCGACUCACGUAGGUUUUUAGAAACAAUUAACAUGGCUUGCUUUUUGCUACAAGUAGGUAAGGUAAGGUAAAACUUUAUUUAACUACGCUAACCCCUACAGCGAAGGCUGAUUUCCAAGGGGGGCGUAGAUUUAAAUAGUUAAAAAAUACAAUUGAUACAAAUUAUGGUCAUACAUUACAUUACAUUACAGUUAACAACAAUUACAAUACAUUUACAAAUACAACUAGUAUAUAAUUAUUUACAAAUUAAAUUAAUGUUAGUACUGUUCAAUAUUUUAGAUUAACGUAAUUAUUUUAUUAAUUAAUUAAUUAAUUGGCCAGGUGUCGUAUACAUGAAUUAAACGAAGCAAGAGUAUGUUUGUUUCUUGCUUCAUCAGAAAGGCUGUUCCACAAUUUCGCUCCUCUAUAACUAAGACUUUUUUUAAGAUAUUCAGUCUUAGGUUUGGGCAAAAAGAGUUUGGUGGAAGAGCCUCGCAUAUUAUAGUAAUAAGAGGAAGACGUCCUUUGAAAAAUAUUGGUUAGUCGUUUUGGCGCCAGUUCACGAGUUAUUUUAUACAUAAGACUUGCUACGAAAUGUGUUCUGCGUUCACUUAAAGGUUUCCAUUUCAGUUCGUCUAGAGCAAGUUCAGAUUGACCGUGUUCGUUUUUACGACCAGUAAUAACUCUAGCUGCCCUAUUUUGUAGUUUCUCGAGUCGAUCAGAAAGUGUGGCACCAAUGGUGUCCCAAACUUCGCAGCAAUAAUCUAGGUGUGGAAGUAUAAGUGCAUUAUAAGCACAAAUUAAUGUAUUAUGAUCCACACAAGAUUUUAGCUUUCUGAUCGCCCCAAUUCCGGAUGAAAUCUUCUUAGCAAUUUUAUCAAUAUGCUUAUCCCACAAUAGAAACUCGUCAAUAUGAACUCCAAGCGCUUUUGUUUCUUUGACCUUUUUAAUUGGUGUAUCACCAACAAAUACAUUUGGAGCAGCAAGUAAAUUAUUUAUGUUGUACCGAGAUCCUAUUAGUAGAUACUCAGUUUUGACUAGAUUAAGAGAUAAUCUAUUUGCAGAGAUAAUCUAUUUGCAGAAGUGAAUUUUGGCGGGAUGUAUACAUGCGACGGAUCAUGUAGAAAUAUUUGUUUGUCAGUGCGGCAUAUCGGGACAACAAAAUACUCUAAUUUGUGACUCCGUUUCGCGUAAUUGCCAACGACAAUAGGAUCUGUUGCUAAAAGCAACUUGCUUUUGAUAGUAAUGGACCUUUCCCCUUAUAACUAAAAUUUCGAUCUAGACAAAAAUUUCAUUACAGCUUGAAAGAGCAUCACAAAAUUAGUAAUAUUCCAAAGUUUUGUUGCAAAAUCGUGUAAAAUGCGGAUAAUAUAGCCUUGCGAAGUUUGCCGUUUUUCAGUCAUUUUGUAUUACAAACGGGAAAUUGACAUCCGAUUCGGGUGUUGGGGCUGCAAUUUCCCGUUUGUAAUCUAAAAUGACUGAAAAUUGCAAACUUCGCAAGGCUCUAUUUUCCUCAUUUUACAACAUUUCGCAACGAAACUUUGGAAUAUUACUAAUUUUGUGAUGCUCUUUCAAGCUGUGAUGAAAUAUUUGUCUAGACUUGCCUAGAUCAAAAUUUUGGUUAUAAGGGGAAAGGUCCAUUCCCAACAUUCAGACUGGUUGUUCUUAGAAGACCCACUGGUUCUUAAUCCACGGGUUUUUACUGUAUGCUGGGUCUGUUUACUUCUCUUUACUUUUUAUGUAUUUUAUAUUUGAAUAUCGGAAUGGAAAGUCCACUUGAAGACAAAUGGCUAAAUUCUUAUCCUAUUUAAAGGCUAAGGAAAUCUUGACAUUCUGAACAUGUUGAUAUUUUGGUAAACGUGAUACCUUUUCUAUAUUAUAGCAUAAAAUGUGCAACUAGUUUAUCCACUUUUAAUUUCAAGUACGGUGACUCAAUAGAGGUAGCUUAAAUACCUAUAUUUGUUAACAAGCUGGGAGAUCUGUUGCCACCGAAUGGCCCGGCAAAUGAGAUACCUUGCCGAAAAUACCUUAAGUUGUUUCGUUCUUGGGAUAUUUAACAUUUAUACGCAAAUUAUUCUCAAUAUGACGUCAUAUUGUAUGACUUUCUGAAAAAAAUUCAAGAUCUUGCGAUUGUCGUGAAUUGCCUCCU